AUGCCCUCCUCCCCACACCCCCCCCAAACAACGACCACCACCACCCUCGAAUCCGACCUCCUCACCCACCUCGCAAGCACGACCGCCCUCGAAGACAUCCACUCCACCCUCCUCUCCACCCUCCAAAGAACAGGCUGGACCGAACGCAUCCGCAAACUCGCCACGGAGCUCCUCCGCGCCGGCCGCUGCGAGCGCUUCGACGAAGUCGUCGACGCGGUCGUCGCUACCGCCGAGGGCCGGAUAGCGUCGUCGUCGUCACUUUUCCUCGAUCAGCAAGAUUACGCCCAUAACCAUAAAUACGACCAUGAUCAUGAUACGGAGAAUGGAGGAGGUGAGGAUAUCGACGUGCGCAUCCCGUCUGCUGUCGUUGAGCAGGGCGUGCGCGCGAUCAAGGAAGUUCUUCGCGAGGUCGCUGUCCGAGACGACGAGUCAGAUCUACUAGAUGGGUCGGAGGAUGGGUCGGAGGGGUCGGAGCCGUCGGGCAAGGUGAAGCGCGAGGAUACGUCUGGUAGAGGGAAUGGGAGUGGCAAUGGGAGUGCGUUUGAGGGGGGCACGUCGGCGAAGGAGAAGAAGAAGGGGAAGGGGGGGAAGAGUGGGAGGUAA
Aspergillus candidus is the source of this 603-nucleotide messenger RNA. RefSeq lists its product as uncharacterized. NCBI's taxonomy places the organism in Eukaryota, Fungi, Ascomycota, Eurotiomycetes, Eurotiales, Aspergillaceae. The transcript has a single exon. The record is from RefSeq and is a predicted model, not a curated record. Bases 1 to 603 code for a protein of 200 amino acids.